Danio aesculapii is the source of this 2887-nucleotide messenger RNA. RefSeq lists its product as uncharacterized. NCBI's taxonomy places the organism in Eukaryota, Metazoa, Chordata, Actinopteri, Cypriniformes, Danionidae. The transcript has a single exon. The record is from RefSeq and is a predicted model, not a curated record. The coding region runs from base 202 to 2823 and encodes 873 amino acids.
CUUGUGGUCCAGUCUUCUGUGCCAGAAGCCCCUGUGACUGGGGUUUUGCUUGAAGAAGUGGUCUCUAGUUUGCCAAAAAACAGACCCAAGUUUAAUUUACUUCAGGUUGUUAAAGGUGGUAUUUCCAGCAACUCUGACUCCACACCCCAAGCUCUAACUCCAAAUACACCCUCUUCAGCUUUUCCUGUGGCUCAAUCUGAUAUGAGUGGUUUAGUGUCUCUUCAGGGCUCAUCCGGAUCAACCACUGCAUAUGCUACAAGUGGUUCUGGACAAAUGGUUUUUGCACAAGGGGAACGUGCCAGCUUCCUUUCCAAGACUGGAGUUUCUGGCCAGUCCACUAAUGACCAGAGCUCCCCUAGUCUUUCUAGUUCAGCAGCUUCAGGUACCACCUAUGGCGUAACUACUCAGGCUCAAGGUACAAGUCAGUUUGCUCCAGGAUCUUCUUCCCCAUAUGCAACCAUCUCAUUGCCCAAAUAUGCUACUAGUCAGUUGGUGACUGGGCCAAGUUCAAAGCAAUUUACCACAGUCUAUGGCACCAAGACUGGAUCCUCUGCUCCUUUCACUCUGCAAGGAAGUACCACUUAUGGUGGACCAAUCCAGACUCAAGAUGCCUCAAGUCAGUUUGUUUCAGGAUCUUCAACCCCAUACGUUACUGUAUCCUUGCCCCAAGGUGUUACUAGUCAGUCAGCUGUGCCAAGUUCAAAGCAGAUUACUUCAGUCUAUAGCACCCAGACAGGAUCCUCUGCUCCUUUCACCUUACAAAGACUUGUCCAGGCUCAAGAUGCAACAAGCCAGGUUGUAUCAGCAUCAUCCCCCUAUGUAGCGCUAUCAUUGCCCCAAGAUGUUACUAGUCAGUUGACUCCUCUGCCAAGUUCAAAGCAAAUCACUACUGUCUAUAGCACCGAGACUGGAUCUUCUACCCCUUUCACUUUGCAAGGAAGCACAACAUAUGGGGGACUUCUCCAGGCUCAAGAUUCAACAAGCCAGGUUUCAGUAUCCUCAACCCCAUACGUAGCUGUAUCACUGCCCCAAGGUGUUACUAGUCAGUCAGCUGUGCCAAGUUCAAAGCAGAUCACUUCAGUCUAUAGCACCCAGACUGGAUCCUCUGCUCCUUUCACCUUACAAAGACUUGUCCAGGCUCAAGAUGCAACAAGCCAGGUUGUUUCAGGAUCUUCAACACCAUACGUAGCUGUAUCCUUGCCCCAAGGUGUUACUAGUCAGCCAGCUGUGCCAAGUUCCAAGCAGAUUACCUCUGUCUAUAGCACUCCAACAGGUUCUUCUGCUCUUUUCACUUUGCAAGGACUAAUCCAGGGUCAAGAUUCAAGUCGGGUCAUUUUUGGAUCUUCAGCCCCAUAUGUUCCCGUUCCCCAAGAUGUUAAUAGUCAGUUGACAUCUGUGCCAAGUUCAAAGCAGAUCACUUCAGUCUAUAGCACCCAGACAGGAUCCUCUGCCCCCUUCACCUUGCAAAGACUUGUCCAGGCUCAAGAUGCAACAAGCCAGGUUGUUUCAGAAUCAUCUUCCCCACAUGUAACCGUAUCAUUGCCUCAAGAUGUUACUAGUCUGUCAACAACUGUGCCUAGUUCAAAGAAGCCUAUUACCUCAGUCUAUGGCACUCCAACAGGGUCCUCUGCUCUAUUCCCUUUGCAAGGAUCAGUCCAGCGUCAAGAUUCAAAUCCGGUUGUUUCAGUAUCUUCCCCAUAUGUGGCUGUAUCAUUGCCCCAAGCCUUUAAUAGUCAGUCAGGUGGGCCAAGUUCAAAGCAGAUUACUUCUGUCUAUAGCACCCAGACAGGUUCCUCUGCCCCCUUCACCUUGCAAAGACUUGUCCAGGCUCAAGAUGCAACAAGCCAGGUUGUUUCAGGAUCAUCCCCCUAUGUAGCGCUACCAUUGCCCCAAGAUGUUACUAGUCAGUUGACUCCUCUGCCAAGUUCAAAGCAAAUCACUACUGUCUAUAGCACCGAGACUGGAUCUUCUACCCCUUUCACUUUACAAGGAAGCACAACAUAUGGGGGACUUCUCCAGGCUCAAGAUUCAACAAGCCAGGUUUCAGUAUCCUCAACCCCAUACGUAGCUGUAUCACUGCCCCAAGGUGUUACUAGUCAGUCAGCUGUGCCAAGUUCAAAGCAGAUCACUUCAGUCUAUAGCACCCAGACAGGUUCCUCUGCCCCCUUCACCUUGCAAAGACUUGUCCAGGCUCAAGAUGCAACAAGCCAGGUUGUUUCAGCAUCAUCCCCCUAUGUAGCGCUAUCAUUGCCCCAAGAUGUUACUAGUCAGUUGACUUCUCUGCCAAGUUCAAAGCAGAUCACCUCUGUCUAUGGCACCCAGACAGGAUCCUCUGCUCCAUUCACUUUGCAAGGAAGCACCACAUACGGUGGACUUCUCCAGGUUCAGGAUACAACAAGUCAGGUUGUUUCAGGAUCUUCCCCAUAUGUAGCUGUUUCCUUUCCCCAGGGUGUUACUAGUCAGUCAGCAGUGCCAAGUUCAAUGCAGGUUACCUCUGUCUAUGGCACCCAGACAGGAUCCUCUGCUCCUUUUGCUUUGCAAGGACUACUCCAGGGUCAAGAUUCAACAAGUCAAGAUGUUUCUGUGUCUUCCCCAUACGUAGCUCUAUCAUUGCCACAAAGUAUUACUGGUCAGUCAGCUGUGCCAAGUUCAAAGCAGAUUACCUCCGUCUAUGGCACCCAGACAGGAUCCUCUGCACCUUUCCGUUUGCAAGGACCACUUCAAACUAAAGAUUCCCCAUCCUCUGUCGUCAAGACCUUAACUUCCUAUUUUUCUAAACCUUCCAGUAGUUCUACUACUUUAAGACGCUACAACUCCAAGUGAUAAGAGACUGUUACACUGAUACAUUGCAAUGUUUGUUCUUAAACCUUUCCAAUAAAUUUAGCAA